Messenger RNA from Oppia nitens, 5214 nucleotides. RefSeq names its product intersectin-1-like (gene Dap160). The transcript has 16 exons. Gene Ontology annotation, biological process: endosomal transport; endocytosis. The record is from RefSeq and is a predicted model, not a curated record. NCBI's taxonomy places the organism in Eukaryota, Metazoa, Arthropoda, Arachnida, Sarcoptiformes, Oppiidae. Gene Ontology annotation, molecular function: guanyl-nucleotide exchange factor activity; calcium ion binding; protein binding. Bases 230 to 5170 code for a protein of 1646 amino acids. Gene Ontology annotation, cellular component: plasma membrane; cytoplasm.
GUGAUGUUUUGUAAUACAUGUAUUGAAUGUAUUGAAUGUAUUAAUCAAUUGAAUGUUCAGUGAACUCAUUGAUUGAUAAAUAUAGCGAUUGUUUGCAUUAAUUGUGAUAUUAAGUAAUGUAUUGCAAGUCAAUGAUGGAUACAAUAGUAAUCAUAAUAUGAUUAAUGACUUAAUUUUGAAGACAAAGUCAUACCAUAAGUGAUAGACAAGUGUUUGAUUGCAAAUCAAGAUGUCAUUAUCAUCUCCGCCAUCGGAUCCGUAUGUGAUAACUGCAGACCAAAAGGCCAAAUAUGAGUCACAGUUUGUGGCCAUUUGUCAGUCUCGGUCGGACUUCAUUAGCGGAGGACAGGCCAGGAAUUURAUGUUAGCCUCGGGUUUGCCACCGCCAGUGUUGGCCCAUAUCUGGUCAUUAGCCGACGUGGACUCCGACGGCAAAAUGGAUAUCAAUGAGUUCUCCAUUGCUCUUCAUUUGAUAUUUUUAAAACUUAAAGGCAUUGAAUUACCGGCUGUUUUGCCACAAAGUCUUAAGGUUUUGGUCGAAACGCCUACUUUUGGUGCAUUUAAUACAGAUUUCGGAGCUUUUGGUGCACCGACUCAACCAGCAAUACCCACAUCUGCCAUCUCUUACGUUCCAACUAUGGUCUCGUCAGUACCGCCUCCACGACCAAUGCCUCCGACAUCAUCUGAACCUAAAAUACAGAGAUCUGGAUCUAUAACAUCAGGAGAUUAUACCAAUUCAAUGCUUUUGACAGAAUGGGCGAUACCUCAGCCGUCAAAAUUGAAAUAUACUCAACAGUUUAAUUCACACGACAGGACUCGGACAGGUUUUUUGACGGGACCUCAGGCCAGGAAUAUUUUAGUUGACUCAAAGUUACCGCAUCCUCUGUUGGCACAGAUAUGGAAUCUAUCAGAUAUUGACGCCGACGGCCGACUCACAUGCGAUGAAUUUGUUGUGGCCAUGCAUUUGAUUGAUUGCGUCAAAUCCGGCGAUUCUUUACCCACUGUAUUACCUCCCGAUUUAGUGCCACCAUCUUAUAGACGCAAGAGAUCUUUAUCCGGUGUAACUGCUGUCUCAAACAUAUCUCAAGGAGUGGCGCCAACCGUUGAUGAUAUACUGGAAGAAUCGAAAUUUGUAACAAGUUUUGAAGACAAAAGACGAGAAAAUUUUGAGAAAGGACAGCAAGAAUUGGAUAGAAGAAGACAAGCACUUAUGGAACAACAAAAGAGGGAACAGGAAGAUAGAGAACGCAAAGAAAGAGAAGAACAACAAAAAAUAGAAAAACAGAGACUUGAAAUGGAAAGAAAACGUUUAGAAGAACUUGAGAGACAACAACUGAGACAACGAGAGAUUGAAAAUGAAAAAGAAGAACAAAGACGCAAACAAUUGGAACAAAGAGAAGCGGCCAGACGUGAGAUGGAAAGACAGAGAAUGGUUGAGUGGGAAAACAGUCGGAAACAAGAAUUCAUUAAUCAAAAGAUUAAAACUCAAGAAGAAGUAUUAAAACUUAAAUCUAAGAAAAAGACAUUAGCUUUGGAUAUGGAAAAAGUGAAUAACAUUUUGAAUGAUUUGAAUGUAACGGCUGCUGAAACUCGAAAGAAAGUGGUGGACAUCAAGGCUGACAUCGAUUCAAUGCGUUUGGAAAGAGACCAGAAAUUAGGUCUUCUCAGUUCAAUUAAGGCACAAAUGAAGUCAUUGAAUGACAGACAGCUAUAUAUUGAACAGCAAAAGCUUAAUCUAACUCAACAGCUAAAGAAUACUACUCUCAAUUCAGGUGCAGACAAUGUUGGUACGGAUCAAUUUGCAAUUCAAAAUAAACAAAUAAUUAUAAAUCAAUUAAAGUCUCAAAUUACUGAAUGUGAAGAGGAAAGGGCUGCUCGACUCUCAGAUGUGGCCAAUAAUAACAUACAGUUGAAUGAAUUGAAAGACAAAUUGCAUGAAAUGAUUGAAAAGACAACACAAUUGCAUAAAUCAUAUGAAGACAAACGCAUUGAGGCGCAAGAGUUUCGAGAUAAUCAACUACAACAACAACAGCAACAACUGACCGAAAAUGUUAAUUCUGGAUGGGAUGAGGACAACACUAAUGCCAACUGGACUGUUGAGGAAAUUACUGAAACUAUUGAUGAAACCAAGACUAAUACAGUCUCUUCUAAAGUGAAAUACAGAUGUCUCUAUAAUUUUAUGGCCAGAAAUAAGGAUGAAUUAACUAUAGAACCGGGAGAUAUAAUUAUGGUUGAUACGAGCGCUUGUUCUGAACCCGGUUGGCUGUCCGGAGAAGUCAGGGGUGCUGUCGGUUGGUUUCCAGAAGCUUAUGUUGAGGUCUUAGGAAAUGAAAGCAUUAACAUUGCACCUGAUAUUGAAAAUAAUUAUGAAAUAGAGAGAAGAACACCUCUCGAACCAAUUACCGAAACAGUUGAACCCGAACCGGGUGUGACCAAAGCCGUUGCUCAAUAUCCAUGGAAAGCCAAAGAAGAUAAUCAUUUGUCUUUUGCAAAGGGAGAUAUUAUUGUAAUUAAAGAGCAACAAGACAUGUGGUGGAUGGGACAGUUGGGUAGCUCUAAUGGUUGGUUUCCAAAGACAUACGUUAAGUUAUUGGAUGAAAAGGGAAAUGUUGCCGAAGAUGAAUAUUAUUUGUCAUUAUAUCCAUUCGAAACACAAGAACCGGGAGAUUUGUCAUUUGAUGGCAAUGAACUGAUUAAAGUUAUCAAAAAAGAUGGUGAUUGGUGGACAGGCACUAUUGGAGAACUGAGAAAUGGUGUAUUUCCAUCAAAUUAUGUUCGAGUGGCUCAAAUCGAUGAAAUUCCCAUACCAGCCCUAACAGACCAGCCCCAGGGCACACCAGCGCCCAAAACUACCGCUAAUGAAACACUACAGAAUCAAAUAUCAGCCCCAACUCCCCCUCCAACCAGUGAUGGGGAAAGACGGAGCUCUGAGAGCUGUGACUCUCCUAAACCAUCAAAGAAAUCGAAACUUAAGAAACUAGAGAUUGUAACAGUAAUAGCUCCAUAUAAGGCUACCGGACCGGAACAGUUGAGUUUAGAGAAGAACCAAUUGAUUCAAGUKCGCAAAAAAACCUCAUCGGGUUGGUGGGAAGGGGAGAUGCAGGUUAAGGGCAAAAAGAAACAGGUCGGUUGGUUUCCAGCUUCUUAUGUCAAACAAUUGAAUGCAUCGACCGGUUCUGGAGGAUCGUCAGCCCGUUCUACACCUGAUCUACAAAAACAAAAGGUAGCGGAAGAUAGGGAAUCGGCAGAGAGAAUGAUAGCAUUGUAUGCAUUCCGUGCCCAACACGACGAUGAACUAUCAUUUGAAGCAAAUGACUUAAUUAAAGUGUUAGCCAAAGAUGACACAACCUGGUGGAAGGGACAACUCAUUAGCACUGGACAAAUAGGACUGUUCCCAUCAAAUCAUGUUCAAGUGUUUCCUGAUCAAUACCAACAAAACGAAGAGAUAAAUAUUUAUGAGACAAUUGAAGGCGAUAUUGAUUAUGACUUCGACAGUGAUUUUGAUGAUGAAGACGAAGAUGAAACCAAUCACACAAAGUCUUAUAGUAUUACUGAUGACGAGAGAAAACGUCAAAACCAUUUAAAUGAAUUUAUAUCGACUGAAAAUGCAUAUGUUAUUGAUAUGGGAAUUGUCAUUGACGUAUUUCAAAAGCCAUUGCGUGCUAACAAUUGUAUAACUGAUGCCGAAUCGGACGCUAUAUUUGUUAAUUGGCCAAAACUGGUUAAAUGCAAUAAACGAUUCCUUAAAGAUUUAAAAACUCGUCGCCGCAAUGCUAUAGUCAGUCAUAAUAUGACAAUAAUUAACGAAAUUAGUGAUAUUUUUUGUCAACAUUUAAAUCAAAUGUCAGAUUAUUAUAUAAAAUACUGUUCGCGACAGUUAUCUGCCGCCCGAAUGAUUCAACAAAAGACUGAAAACGACCAGAAUUUCAAUGAAACGGCAAAAAUGUGUUCACAAGACUCGCGCGCUAACCGUUUGCCACUCAGUAGUUAUCUCCUGAAACCUAUGCAGAGAAUUACAAAAUAUCCGUUACUUAUCGGCAAAAUAUUAGAGCACACGCCUACAAAUCAUAUCGAUUUUAUUAACUGCGAAAAAGCACUGACACUAUCACAAGAUCUUUGUAAAAGAGUGAACGAGGGAUGUCGUAAUACUGAAGACUCACAACGUUUAGAUUGGAUUCAAAAACAAAUCAAAAUCGAUGGAUUAGAUCAACAAAUUGAAUUCAACUCAGAAACCAAUUGUUUAGGUCGCCGACAGUUAUUACACGCGGGAACUCUUGUAAAGGCCAACUCUGGUCGUGAAUUAAUAGCCUUUCUAUUCAAUGAUUUUUUAUUAUUAACGAUUUCAUUGAAAGAAUUGCCUAAAGUUACUAAUGUUUUUGCAUCAGACAAAGCCCUGUCAUCUACUUAUCGCAUCUAUAAAGAGCCCAUUUUGUUAAAUAACUUAACUAUUACUGAAUUAUCACAAUUUGAAACCAAUUUAGAUCCGACUCUUUUUCAAAUUUAUUUAAACUCUCAACAAAAAUAUUAUACAUUUAAAGCCAUUUCAGUGAACGAACGCUCACUUUGGGUAAAAUCUCUCGAUGUCUCGUCCCGUCAUUUCCGAGAUAUUGAAAGAAUCAAUUUAUCCAAUAAAGACAUAAAUGUAAGCAAACAUCGAAAAAUUGGUCGACUUUUGGUGACAGUUAUGGAUGGCCUUCAACUAUAUACCAAUAAUAACGUUUUGAAUGCUUUUUGUAAGAUUAGUAUCGGUAAGAGUGAGCAACACAUACAUCAAAGUCAUACCACAAAAAUAGUUCGCUCUGUGGCUCUCAGCCCUAAUGGUGAGCGAACAGUUACUUCAAGGUCUUCGCCAUCAAAUGUCACCAAAAAUCAGGUCAACUCUAACAACUGUCGGACCAAUGUUUACAAAGUUAAGUGGAAUGACUCGACACAACUCAACAUUUAUGAAGAGAUUCAUAACAUUUUGCAAAUCGAUUGCUAUGACCGCAACCCAUAUGCACCCAAUUAUUUGAUCGGAACAUCCAUUGUAUUAGUUAAUGAAUUGGCCGAAGAAAUUAGUCAAAUACAGGGCCCCAUCACUAAAGAGAUACGCCUCACAACUCGUGAUAAGACUAUGAAUGCAAAUCCCAUAGUUUACUUAAAACUUGAUUUACAAUAUUUUGAUAAAUAAUUGCGAUAUAAUGUGAUCUUCAAAACUCAUUAUAAUUUAUUUUC